AUGCUCCAAACAUUAAAUAGAUCAGUUAGAAGAAUGGGUUUAUCAUUUUCUAGAUUUUAUACAAGUACUAAUAAUCCAACUCCAUCAUCCUCAUCCUCAUCCUCAUCACAACAACCACAAGAAAAAACACAUUUUGGUUUUAAAACUGUAAAUAAAGAAGAUAAAGAGGAUAUGGUUAAAGAAGUUUUCGAUAGUGUUUCAUCAAAAUAUGAUUUAAUGAAUGAUGUUAUGUCAAUGGGUAUUCACAGAUUAUGGAAAGAUGAAUUAAUGAAUACAUUAAAUCCAACACCAGGUUCACAUCUUUUAGAUGUUGCUGGUGGUACAGGUGAUGUAUCAUUUAGAUUUUUAGAUAGAAUUAAAAAUUCACCAAAUUAUUUCCCAAAUAUUGCAUCAUCAUCAACAUUAAAAUCUUCAUCAUUACCAUCAUCAGCAACUGUAUAUGAUAUUAAUCAAUCAAUGUUAAAUGAAGGUAAAAAGAGAGGUUUAACUAUGGGUUAUACAGAUUUAAGUGAUCCAUCAAUUGAUUGGGUUCAAGGUAAUAGUGAAAAUUUACCAUUCAAAGAUGAAACCUUUAAUUGUUACACUGUCUCUUUUGGUAUUAGAAAUUGUACAAAUAUAGAUCAAGUUUUAAGAGAAGCCCAUAGAGUACUUAAGAAAGGUGGAAGAUUUUUAUGUUUAGAAUUUACCCAAGUUCCAAACCCACUUUUAAGAUAUGCAUAUGACACUUAUUCAUUCAAUGUUAUUCCAGUUAUGGGUCAAUUAAUUACUGGUGAUCACGAUAGUUAUAAAUAUUUAGUUGAAUCAAUUAGACAAUUCCCAAAUCAAGAUAAGUUUGCCCAAAUGAUUACCGAUGCUGGUUUUAAACAAGUUACUUAUAAAAAUUUAACUUUUGGUGUUGUUGCAAUUCAUUCUGGUUUUAAAUUAUAA
This is a messenger RNA of Dictyostelium purpureum, 927 nucleotides long. RefSeq names its product ubiE/COQ5 methyltransferase family protein. The record is from RefSeq and is a predicted model, not a curated record. Gene Ontology annotation, molecular function: methyltransferase activity. The transcript is spliced from 3 exons. Bases 1 to 927 code for a protein of 308 amino acids. NCBI's taxonomy places the organism in Eukaryota, Evosea, Eumycetozoa, Dictyosteliales, Dictyosteliaceae. Gene Ontology annotation, biological process: ubiquinone biosynthetic process.